Molecule: messenger RNA, 436 nt
Organism: Raphanus sativus (radish)
Lineage: Eukaryota; Viridiplantae; Streptophyta; Magnoliopsida; Brassicales; Brassicaceae
Product: non-specific lipid-transfer protein 2-like
Exons: 1
Coding region: 122-436 (104 amino acids)
Biological process (GO): lipid transport
Source: RefSeq, a predicted model, not a curated record
AGCAUCCAUCUAUAUAAUAACUUGACUAUUGAAACCUCAAAAUCAACUUCUCAAAAAUUUCUCAAAGGAAAAAAAAACAACAACUAGAACUAGAUUGAGGGAGUGGCCAAGGAUACAAAACAUGUGUUGGAACCCAAUAUCCAUGAAGUUCACAGGAUUAGUAUGCAUUGCGUUUGUGAUAGUUCUUGUGUCGGCUUUAGCUCCGACCAAAGCAGUCUUGGAAGAGAAAGCAGAAUGCAUCCCAACAGAACUUUUGUCAUGCUUACCAGCAAUACAAACCGGAAGUCAACCGACCGCCGAUUGCUGUGGAAAACUGAAAGAACAAGAGUCAUGUUUGUGUGGUUACAUCCGGAAUCCAUUAUUUUCUCAGUAUGUUACUUCUGAAAAUGCUCAUAAGACUUUAGCGAGUUGUGGUAUACCUUAUCCUACUUGUUAA